This is a messenger RNA of Zasmidium cellare ATCC 36951, 1725 nucleotides long. RefSeq lists its product as uncharacterized. The record is from RefSeq and is a predicted model, not a curated record. The coding region runs from base 1 to 1725 and encodes 574 amino acids. Gene Ontology annotation, cellular component: intracellular membrane-bounded organelle; cytosol. NCBI's taxonomy places the organism in Eukaryota, Fungi, Ascomycota, Dothideomycetes, Mycosphaerellales, Mycosphaerellaceae. The transcript is spliced from 2 exons. Gene Ontology annotation, molecular function: A2-type glycerophospholipase activity. Gene Ontology annotation, biological process: glycerophospholipid catabolic process.
AUGGGCGUCUUUUCGCUCGUUGUUUCUCUCGUUUUUGCUUCUGCUCUUACAUCCGCUACGCCGACGGAGCAACAUCUGGACGAGCGACUGCUCGAUGACGACUAUGCGCCAAUUCCGGCUUCGUGCCCAAACACGCAGCUGGUGAGGCCCGCGGGAGGUAUCGGCUCGGAUGAGAGCAGAUACUACAAUGCUCGCAAGAGGAAAGCGGAUACUGGAUUGGCGGCUUGGUUGAAGAAGCAAGGUCGCUUCAAUACCAACUCUUUGCCUUCUGUUGGACUUGCGUCGAGCGGGGGUGGUUAUCGGGCUUUGUUGGAGGGUGCGGGUGUCGUGCAGGCUUUUGAUGGGAGGGAUGGGAAUUCGAGCGUCAGUGGGCUUUAUCAAGGGCUUACUUAUGAGUCUGGUUUAUCAGGAGGUGCAUGGUUCUUGAGUUCUCUCGCUGGUAACAACUGGCCAACGAUAUCAUCCCUGCGAGAUAAUCUAUGGGAAGACGCCUUCGAGAACAGCUUCCUCUUGCCUGCCAACAUCCUCAAUUCAGACCAGUACUUGGAGAUAACAGAUGAUAUCCUGGACAAGGAGAGAGCUGGGUUUGACACAACCAUUUUCGAUCCCUAUGGCCGUCUGCUCUCUUACGGCUUUCUUUACGGCCCUGACGGUGGCGAUGAAAUCCGGUUGUCCACCCUGACAUCAUACAGCAACUUCACCUCCUUCAAUGUGCCAUACCCGAUCAUGACCGCCCUUGGUGUCGACAGAAGCUACGAGGGCCAGUGCUAUCCCACCCUCAACGCAACCCAGUACGAAUUCCACCCUUACGAGUAUGGCUCUUGGGACAAAGGCGUCUCGGCCUUCGCCAACACAGAAUACAUGGGCAGCAACCUCACCAACGGCCGGCCGACCCAGGUAGGUAAAUGUAUCACCCACUACGAUAACAUCGGCUAUGUCUUCGGCACCAGCAGCGACAUCUUCUCCUCCGUCUGCCAACCCCUCGAGCCUCUCUUCGACGAAGACUCUCCACUGGCAAACUUACUCCAAGGUUUUAUCAACUCGACCGGGAGCCCAAGCUUUCAGGACCUUUUCGGCCUCUAUCCAAACCCCUUCUACAAAUACCCCCGUAGCAGCCGAGUCAACACCCAACCCAAACUCACCCUCGUCGACGGCGGCGUCGCAGGUCAAAACGUCCCAAUCUGGCCCUUCAUCCAACCCGGCCGAACCGUCGACGUCCUCAUCACGGGCGACAACUCAGCAGACACAAACGACAACUACCCCAACGGCACCGAACUCCACCAAACAUACCUCAACGCCCGCGCCGCCGGCCUGACCAAAAUGCCCUACAUCCCCGACGCCGACACCUUCGUCGCCCAAGGUCUCAACAAACGCGCCGCCUUCUUCGGCUGUCCCGCGCAAUUCAACACCAACUCCAGCAACGCCAACAGAAACCCCCCACCCUCCUACCACAACAACGGCCCCAACAACAACCAACCCACAAUCCUCAUCAUCAACCUCCCCAACGUGCCCUACAUCUACCCCUCCGGGCAAUCGACGCUGAAAAUCCAGUAUUCGAAGGCGGAGACGAGGGCGAUGAUUGCGAAUGGGAAUGCGAUUGCGACGCAGAAUGGGGAGGAGGGGUGGGCGGUUUGUUUGGCUUGUGCGGUGAAGUAUAAGGAUGGGUUGAGGGGGUUGCCGAGGCAGUGUGGGAAGUGUUUUGAGAGGUAUUGUUAUUUUGGGUAG